Messenger RNA from Maniola jurtina (meadow brown), 1435 nucleotides. RefSeq names its product 3-hydroxyacyl-CoA dehydrogenase type-2-like. Lineage: Eukaryota; Metazoa; Arthropoda; Insecta; Lepidoptera; Nymphalidae. The record is from RefSeq and is a predicted model, not a curated record. The transcript is spliced from 5 exons. Gene Ontology annotation, biological process: estrogen metabolic process; fatty acid metabolic process; androgen metabolic process. The coding region runs from base 110 to 880 and encodes 256 amino acids. Gene Ontology annotation, cellular component: mitochondrion. Gene Ontology annotation, molecular function: estradiol 17-beta-dehydrogenase [NAD(P)+] activity.
UUUACUCUUUCUUAUUCUUAGAGGUUAUCUAUGUGCAAAGUAAGAUUUAUCAAGUUUCUAUGUUAAACUGAUUAUUUUUGAAUAAAAACUCUAGCAUUUUACCAGAAUAAUGCUAAAGGGUCUAGUGAGUUUAGUGACCGGCGGAGCUUCAGGUCUGGGUAAAGCAACGGUAGAAAGGCUAGUACAGAAUGGAGGGAAGGUUGUUAUACUAGAUAUACAAGGGACAAGGGCACAAGAAGUAGCGAAAACACUUGGUGAAGAUGUACAUGUUUCUGUAGGCUGUGUGACAUCAGAAGAAGACGUGAAAAAAGCAUUAGAUCUAGCUAAGACAAAGUUUGGGAGGUUAGACACACUGGUCAACUGUGCAGGAUACGCACAGACAAGUCAAGUGUAUAACUUUAAUAAGGACAAGGAAUCUGGAUUAGACACAUUCGUUAAAUGUGUAAAUGUAAACACAAUAGGCACAUUCAAUACAAUUCGGCUAGCAGCAGGACUGAUAGGCAAAAACCAACCCACACAAGAUGGACAAAGAGGUGUUAUUAUCAACACCGCAUCAACAAUCGCCUACGAAGGGGAUAUAGGACAAGCAGGGUAUGCUGCAUCCACUGCAGCUGUCAUCGGCAUGACACUACCGAUUGCUAGGGAUCUGUCUUCACAGGGCAUCAGAGUUAUGACAAUAGCACCAGGUGUAUUCAACACUCCACUAGUAACAUACCUACCAGAGAAGAUGUUAGAGUUCAUAAAGCGCAUGACCCCUUUCCCCUCCAGACUGGGCAAGCCAGAGGAAUUCGCGCAUUUAGUCACCAGUAUAAUAGAGAACCCUAUGCUUAAUGGAGAAGUUAUACGAAUAGACGGUGCUCAGAGGUGGUUUCCGUUGUAAAAACAGUAUAUACUCCCUUCGGCGCUGUUCCCAUUAGAUUUCAACAUGGGGUUAUUCAAGGGGCGGACCUACAAAUUCCUGAAAGACAACACAUCAGCGGUCCCUCUGGUGCAAAUGUUCAUGGGCGGUGGUAGUCACAUAACAUUAGGUGGCCCUGCCUGCUCGUUUGCUCGCUAUUUUAAUAUAAAAAAUAAUAAUUAGCUGAUGCUCGCAACUUCAACGCAUGAAUUCAGGCGCUUGUCCGAUCGCAGACGAUUAGUGAGAAACGAGUUGAGCUAAAAAUUAUAAACGAGUUGUAGUUGGGAUAGUUUUGUAGCUGGGCUAUGAGCGAGUGUGCGAGUGCGAUGACCGAUUACUCCGCCGAGACAUUUUAACCACCAAGAGAGCGCGCUGAGCGAGAAUUUUCCUUUGAUAGCUCUUGUCGCUGAAAAAACCGAAUGAAAAAGAAUGAAUGUACCUAAAAUGUGGAAAAAAUUUAAAUAUAUUAAUAAUAAAAACAUAGCUUUAUUUUAGGAUCUAUAAGACUAAAUAAAUAUAUUAUAAAUUAGUUUAGAA